Molecule: messenger RNA, 3934 nt
Organism: Dicrocoelium dendriticum
Lineage: Eukaryota; Metazoa; Platyhelminthes; Trematoda; Plagiorchiida; Dicrocoeliidae
Source: the annotation of a GenBank genome assembly
ACUUUGAUGUAUCAUGUUUGGGUGUUAUCGGUUUCGAUGUAACUAAGCCGCGUCAAGGUCAACCUCGGAUUCCAGCGAUCUGCAGGUUGCUCUCCCCAGCUGGGGAGCAUCCGUCCUUGGCGAUGGGCAAGGUGUACUGCUUCGUGUGCCAAAAACGAUGCAGAGGAAACAUCCUGAAAGUAGAACAGCGGUUCGUGCACCACAAGUGCUUUCAGUGUACAAAAUGUAAGAAAGAUCUACAACAAGGCGGAUUCUUUAUACGUGAUCAGCGCCUAUACUGUCCAGAGGAUUACCAAUCCGAUUUCGGUGUCAAAUGCGCCGCUUGCCAGAAUUACGUUGAGGGCGAAGUGGUAACAGUUUUGGACAAGGUUUUUCACACCAAAUGUUUCCGAUGUUCCGCGUGCCGCCACUUAUUUUCGUCGGGAGAACGGACAACCAUUUUUGAUGAGGCUUACUACUGCGUUGAUUGCGCGGACCGGCUUGCGGACGGUGUGCAGAAAAACCAUUCGGGUGCUGAAACCUCACCAACUGGGGGUUCCCCUUUCAAGGCUCGUGCAACUCCAGAUGGGCAUGGAGGUCUCGAUUUGAACCCCGUCCCUGUCUGGACUCAGAAAGCGCCUACAGCAAUGCUGUCCACUCUUCCAACCCAUCCUCAUUUACAACCGGCCUCGACCACAAGUGGAUUGACAAACGGACUGCGUGAUCCUUAUCCGUUUGUUGACGGUCAGCUAACCGUGCAGAUACAUCAAAACGGUUAUUCAAGCUGUGAUGCGGACGGACGCAAGAUUGGACUGUCCCCCGUCCACAUCGAUACCCCGGGUGAGCGGAGCACCACGGAUCCUCUGUCCACGCAUACUCCGGGACAAACCUACUCGGGUGGUUGUUUCACCAUAUCGGGUAGUGAGCAGCGCCGUGUGUGUCCGCCCGGUGUAGACUAUGGUCGCCACUACCCUGUCAGCUAUUUGCAGCUCGCUGAGCGUGGCCUGACCGCCAUCAUGAGCGUGGAAGAGAUCCCACUGCAAUCUGAACGCGAGCACGCCUUACGCACUCGAUCCCUGAUGCGCACAGAUUUUCACACUCCAGUCUUUCAUCGCCUAUCCCGUCGGGAUGUAGCGUCAUCAUCUGGCACUCGUUUCACUUCACCAUCAAACGGCGGACUACACACGGACUAUAAAGAUUCGGUGGAUUCUUCCGCUAAGGAGAAGUUUCACACACUCACUUCUACGGCCUCCCGUGGUUACAGUAUUACGGGUUCUCGCACUGCUACUGCUUCCCUUUGUGCGCGCCCCAGGCGAGAUUUGUAUGUUCGAUGUCGUGAACUUUCCCCCGGUUCCGCUUCCUUGAGCUCCGGCGCGUUCGGAUAUCGCACACAUCUCGAUGGAACCGGAUCAUCGGUUCUACCGCCUGACACCCAUUGGACUCGAGAUCGAAUUUCGCCCGGUUCCACCCCGAAUGUCCGCGGCAAAAGAGGAAUGGCCAUUCUGGCUGAAUCUUUGAUCCAACCACGCCCUCGUCGUGAUCGCUCGCUCAGUCCGGAUUCCGCUGCUGUGUACUGGGCUGAGGCACGUCGUCUGGCAUCCUACCCAAAUGCACGAAUUCCCGAUUCCACAAGUUUGCCAGCGAUUGAGCGAUUCGAUUUUCCUGCUCCCCCAUCUCCCGCUGUUGUCAUGAUGGAGAAACGCCGAGAGAAGCGCAUGGCCGAUCAGCUCUCCAGUGCAAAUGUUGUGAACGGUGACGCCUCCUUCAAAUCGUCCAAGACGGAGACAGGUGAUUUCACCGAUUCUGGGGCCUCACAUGUGCCCAGCAAACUGCACCAGAUUGACAUGGAGAUUGAAACACUGAAACGUCUUGGCGAGAGCUCUGGGAUCACAGCGGCUCUAAUUCAGGAGCUAGAAGCCAGUAAACUCCUACACGCACGUUCGCCGGACCUAGAUCCCGUUUCAGCAUCGCGUUCCCCGAGCGCAAACACCGAGCCCGGGUACAAAACGCGUUACGAGCAACACAUGCAUGCGUCUCCUUCGAGGGAUACUCGACGGGAUCGGCGCACGGCGCACACUCUUUCAUACCGCAUGGACUAUUCAGUCACCGGUGGCCGCUCGGGCACCAUUCCCAGUUUUACGUCGAUCCCCCGGCCUGGUUACACAAUGGGCACAUUACACAGCAGAGCGAUAAGCCUUCCACGACCAUUGGCCGUCGACGCAGCAGGCGACACGUUUCGUGGGACUCAUGCAAAUGGCGCAUUCUCCACUUCGCUUUUACGUGGAUCUCGUUCCAUGCAAUCAGGGCCACAAGCGCAAACUGAACCUCCUACCGGACUCUCGACGUGUGCGAGCAGUACAAUGGGCGACGGGGAUCACACAAUAACCAGAGACCAUUCACUGCAAACCUUUGGUGUGUUCGACUCGAACGUAACCGGAGCAGAAGGCGUCGGUUCACUUGCUACUUCGGCUAUGUCCAUGGAUGGACUAACUUUGUGUUCGGGAGCCGAUGAUGGCACUAUGGUGCCCAGUGGGAAUGCGUACGUGCUUAAAUCUGGCACGGUGCCUGGUCUUCCUCAUUCAGUGACUGGGCUGCGUCCUGUGCGUGCAUUGUUAAAGAAUCGAUCGCUUCAUGGGUCAUCACACGGACGUACUCGGCCGUCCGUGCGACGUGGAAGCGGUCAGCUUAUCAGUGAUUCGGAACUCACUGAUUUAGAUGCGUAUCCAUCGGUGCAAAGUUGGCUGCGGCAUGUCGCACCCCACAAGCCCCCACUGCAAAAGUUUUAUCGUUACGAUCAAUUGAAAGUGUCAGCCGGACGCAUCCCGAAGGGACUGGAACGUACGCGCCUCGAGCCACACACCAUUGGUGAAUGAUAGACACAGAAGGGACAUGGUCAUUUGUGAUUGAUGAGUGGCCAAGCUGUAUCGAUCUUCCACUGCUAACACGACGUAUCUGGAACCAACUGAGUUCGAGUCCAUUUUCGGUAUGUCCUCGGCUGCUUUCCAACGAUUACCAGAAUGGAAGCGCAAUGAUUUGAAAAAGAAUGUGGAUCUCAUCUGAUCUCUCGUCUCACCAUGCUUUUGAUCUCCACCUCUCUACGCGCACGCACACACGCACACCAUUUUAUUCGGACGUUUUAGUUCUCCUUUGCUUUUAUUGGCCAUUCGCCGACUAAUAUCGUCUAUGAUAUUAUGAUUCUCACUAUACUAUGGUAUAUACAUCUAUCGUAGCCACCACGUUUUAUCGUGUAUAGAUCACGUGUCAAUAACAUUGUCUAUUUUCUUUGGUUCUCCACGACUUUCCAUCUCUCGCUCACUCUCUCAAAUGCAUAAGAAUCAAUUAUUUUGCGUGUGAUAUUUGUUAGAGCAAACCAUUGAUUUAUAUAUUUUUUCAACAUUUGGAUCUGAUUAUAUCCAAUUAGUUAUUUAGUGUGAGUCGUCUUAUGUGCUCAAGAUGCUAACACCGUCCCACGGAAAAUGGAACUCGCAAGCCCCUGGAUUACACAGGGCGACAUCGAUUGCUCCGUGCCCCGACAGUUCUAUCCUCCCUAUCGAGUGCAGUCACCGGCUUUCGAGUAAUGUUGCCAACUCUCGCUCCCAUAUACUUUUCUUCUACCUUGGAAAUGUCAACUGAUGUGCUUUCUGCAUCAUCGAAUUGUCAUUCGCUCACAGCACAUAUUGUUGGUUUCGUUCACCAGAAUUCAGUUGCGUCAUGCCCCCCAUUUGUUUAUUUUUGGGUUAUUUUCCCAUUUUGUUGCUAUUGGUUGAGCAUUUAUUGUGCCUGUUUUUUUGGACUGAUUCACCUCCGCCUCCACGUAAAUGAAGCUCACAUUCGCAUUGUGUCACCAAUUGUUUAUCUUCGGGCUGUUUCUGCAGCAUUGUGUUACUGCAGUUUCAUUUGAUCAUUUCGUUGCUUUUCGAGUUAUGAAUGAUUUUUAAUUCGACUCAUGCAAUGU